Molecule: messenger RNA, 6174 nt
Organism: Pimephales promelas (fathead minnow)
Lineage: Eukaryota; Metazoa; Chordata; Actinopteri; Cypriniformes; Leuciscidae
Gene: fbxl16
Product: F-box and leucine rich repeat protein 16
Biological process (GO): SCF-dependent proteasomal ubiquitin-dependent protein catabolic process
Cellular component (GO): SCF ubiquitin ligase complex
Molecular function (GO): protein binding
Source: RefSeq, a predicted model, not a curated record
UGCAUGUGAGAGAGACAGCGAGUGGGAGGCAAGCUUUGUGUGGAGAAACAGAAUGAACGGGCUGUUAUUUUAGUCUAGCGCAUUAAUUCACUUGUUUAAUAUUUCUUUCCAUACACAACAUAUGAAUUGGUAUUUUCCGGCUUUGGAACUGGGAGAGGUUUACAUCUCAAAUUAUCAUCACCUCCGCAAGGAAAUAACGGGCAGGGCUGCUGCUACUGGUAUAUUUAUUUAUUUCCCCUCAUGCGUCCUGCAACGUUGUGGGAAACGCGAUCGAGCCAGGCAGCGAUCUCUGAUUUAUGAUGGAUUAAUGAUCGUGUGAGCUUGCAUAUGAAAGAAAGGCUUCCAAUGCUGAACAUGUCCACUCCCAGUGACCUCAAGUCUCCCUGCAUGACACGGAACGGCAUGGUCAAGCUGCCCCCCCAGCCCAAUGGCCUCGGUUCGGCCAGCAUCACUAAAGGCACACCAGCUGCCAAGAAUCGCCUGUGCCAGUCGUCCUCUGUGCCCACCAUCUUGCCUCCCCCUAGCCUGCCGUAUCACCUGGAGCCCCUGCCCACAGCCGCCUCAUUGUUGGGCCCCGACCUGGACACGAGCCCCGUGACUGCCAUCAAACCUCCCCUCCGGCAAUUCCCCAAACCCCUGCUGGAGAGACAACUGGUGCUGGACGAAAAGGUGCUGAACCGACUCUUAUGGUACUUCACCACAGCAGAAAAGUGCACUCUAGCCCAGGUGUGCAAGACGUGGCGGAAAGUGCUGUACCAGCCCAAGUUCUGGGAAGGUGUGAUGCCCAUUCUACAUGCCAAGGAACUCUACACUAUCCUGCCCAAUGGGGAGAAGGAGUUUGUUAGCCUGCAGGCUUUUGCUCUUAGAGGCUUCCAGUCUUUCUGUCUGGUGGGGGUCUCUGAUUUGGACAUUUGUGAGUUCAUCGACAACUAUCCGCUGUCAAAAAAGGGAGUCAAGUCUGUCAGUCUUAAGAGGUCGACUAUCACGGAUGCAGGACUUGAGGUGAUGCUGGAACAGAUGCAAGGGCUGAUGCAUCUUGAACUUUCCGGCUGCAAUGAUUUUACAGAAGCCGGCCUGUGGUCCAGCUUGAAUGCACGGCUUACCUCUCUCAGCGUAAGCGACUGCAUCAACGUGGCAGACGACGCCAUCGCCGCCAUUUCUCAGCUGCUUCCCAACCUAUCGGAGCUCAGCUUACAGGCCUAUCAUGUGACCGACACGGCCAUGGCCUACUUCACCGCCAAGCAAGGCUACACCACCCAUACACUGCGCCUGAACUCCUGCUGGGAGAUCACCAACCAUGGCGUAGUCAACAUGGUGCACAGCCUGCCCAACCUCACCUCCCUCAGCCUGUCGGGCUGCUCGAAGAUCACGGACGAUGGCGUGGAGUUGGUUGCAGAGAAUCUGAGGAAACUCCGAAGUCUGGAUCUGUCCUGGUGCCCCCGCAUUACUGACAUGGCACUGGAGUAUGUCGCCUGUGACCUACACAAACUGGAGGAGCUGGUUCUGGAUCGAUGUGUGCGGAUCACAGAUACUGGCCUGGGUUACUUAUCUACCAUGUCAACUCUGAGAAGUCUCUACCUGCGCUGGUGUUGUCAAGUGCAAGACUUUGGGUUACAGCAUCUAUAUGGCAUGAGGAGUCUUCGUCUUCUCUCUCUAGCAGGGUGCCCUCUGCUGACCACCACUGGUCUAUCAGGCCUGAUCCAACUGCAGGAGCUAGAAGAGCUGGAACUGACCAACUGCCCUGGGGCCACAGCCGAACUCUUCAAAUACUACUCCCAGCAUCUGCCCCGCUGCAUGGUCAUCGAGUAGAGCAAAGAGUUUCAUGGGCACCAGCACCCACCACAUCACCAAAACCUCCUACAGACUGAUGAUAAACCCAACUUCAUCCUGGACCCACAGGGAGAAUCAAUGAGAGAAAUUGAAAGGAAGUUUAUUUUCUGGAGGGGUGAAAAGGGAUCAUUGACAUGGAAGAUAAAAAGGGAAAUCUGCGAAAAGAGGUCGGAAUGGGCUUGGAGUGGCGAGCGAGAGGGAAUAUGUACAAAGCGCAGUGGCUAGAUCUCACAUUAAAUAACAUGACACAUAGGAAUCAGCCCCCACACAUACAUGAAACACGUUCCUCCACUGAACUGUGAGACUAGUUUCCAUGUCUCAUCCAAAACUGUUUAUCUUGAAGUGACAAAGGUGUGCGCUGCCUGUUUGAGCUGUCUCUCAUAUCCAGGGAAAGAUAGAGAGGAACCAAGACGUUUAAGCAAAAGAAGGAGGUUAAAGAGCCACUGCAACAGGGUCUCUUCGCUUUUGUCCAACGCCACCUGGGUUUCUCGCUCCCCUCAGUGGUGCUGCCGCCGCUCCAUGUCUCUGUGUCUUAAUUGAGAACUUUAGAGAUGAACAGCUACGUAGAGUUUUACAUCAACGCUACUUGCUUUUUGUCAUGCGGUUCUCUUUUUGUCUUUUUUUUUAAAUAUUAUUUUUUUAAGUAUUAUUUUUGAUGAUAAGGAUUACUGUGAAACGUUUGGGGUGUGAGUUUGAGGUUUGGGACAUUUUGAAAUAAGAUGGAAAUCCAGGUACGGUGAAGGUACAGUAUUAAGAGGUACUGUCCUUUGAAAGGAACCAGCAUAAUCAGAAGUCAGGAGGUUAUUUUUUUUCCCCAGCAGAUUGCUCUUUUAAAGACAUUUCCAGAUAUUUUGAGUUGGGGAGCGGAGCGGAGCGGAACUGCUCAUACAUUUUAAUGUGGUUCAAAGGGACUGUGGUUUGUACAAAAGAUAGCUUGGAUUUUUCAUCUGCCUGUUUUGCUUUAAUUCCAUUUAAUGUCAAUUGAUAUUAGUGGCUUAUGUGCAGGUUUCCAUAUUAAUCCUGAUUCAAAUGAAGAUGAGAUCUUUGAGUGAUCCCAUAAUGCAGCGGAGCCACGUGACGGCCUUUCACAGCCUGAAACUGCACGGCAUUGCUUACUUGUCAUCAGACCAAACCAUUACAGCAUGGCAAUUCUACCAUAGUUUCUUACUGUACAGGGACUCUUUCAGCUCAAAUGCUUUUAAACACAUCUGAUGAAUACGGUUUACAGUGAUUUGCAUCAAAUGCAGAGGCAGGCCAGUGUAAUUAAAGUGAUCACAUACAUCCCACACAAGAUUAUUACAUUAGUCUCUCUUCAUCUAGUAGUUUUGCUUUCCAUUUAAGCAAUACCCACAUGUCUGCUUUUAGAUCAGUAGCGCCUCUUUUAUUUUCAGAGAUGCAGGGUUCUUCGCCCUCACAAUUCUGCUCAUCUGUGGUGCCUACCUCAUUGUAAAAUUGGGGUACAUGGAAUUUUGUUAUUUUUAACCCGCUCUAUACCCAUUUUGUCUUCUCAGGAGAUUAAUGUGCUGCUCAUAUCAUCUGCUGAACACUUAAUGUUCACCUACUUUACCCAAUCUCAAACUUAAAACAUGCAAAAAAAAGGCACAAUACACAAAUUUUGGAGUCUUAGAUUGGUAAAUAAUUUAAUUAAAAGCAACGUGAAAUGUUUACGUCUGAAUAUUAUAAUGUGGACAGUAUAGUGCAUACUACUUUAUUUCUUCAGGAAAUUAUACAAAAAUUUACUUUUAGAUCAAUUGACUUGCAAUAUAAUGCACUUAAAUCAGGGAUUUGGCUGGUUAGUGCCCCUGCUGGUAAAUGCCUGAACUACGUUGUCUGGACUCAAAUAACAACUUCUUCUGACUAAACAACUAGACGUAUUUCAUAACAAUGGCAUUGAAGACCCAUUUUGGGUUCUCCGAAAACCCUAGCAGUGAACAGUUUUUAAACCAGUUCUUAAAAUUGGCCACCAUUUUGCUAACAAAGAGCCUUUAUUUAUAAGAGUGAAACCAAUGAGAUGAAUGAUAGUUGAAAGGAGUGCUAGCUUUCUCCACCUCCUUGGUUCAAACAUAAAGCGAUCUUACUGAGAACAAAACAGAUGGAUACUAUGUCAAGUCCUAAAUCAUCUGGCUUUAAAGAUAACAGAUUAUAUCUAUUUACAUACAUUUAAACAUUAACACUCAGCUCAGACAGUCGAUCUCUCUUCGUGUAUAUAGUGACCUGUUAAAUGGGGUGGGGGGGAUCACAAAUAAUUAGCGCUAGCGGCUGCUGCUCAUACCCAUUGAGACUUUUAAUCUCACUACCUUGUGUGAAUUUUAUCUUUUGAAUCAUUGAAGUUGUUACUUAUUUAUUUGCUUUUACUUAGUGGGUUAAUUUAUUGACACGAAGCACAUAUUUAUUUAUUUAUUACAUUUACGAGGAUGGAACAAGGUUGUUUAUUUAUAAGUAGAACAGAUUUUUGAAGGGGUAACUGAGAAGACAGGAACUAGUGUGGGAAUUGGAGUUUUUGUCAGAUAAAUUGGCCUUUUUUGCCAUGGUUUCAACGGUUAAACUGCAUCCUCUGAGGCUCUUGUUUUUGGCGGGAAAACUGUUGACACACAGCUGACAGAACUCAUGGAAAGGCAAAAACUGGUUGACAGAGGCAUGGCUGACCUUUUCUAACCCUCUUGCAGCCCAAUACUUUUUUUUCUUGGUGACUCAUUUUGUUUUUGUUUUUAAAAUGAAUGUCAGUUGAGUUAUAGUGAAAUGGCAUUAUCUCCAGGAUUGGAUGUUAAACAUUCUGCACCAGUAAUUCAUAUGAGUGCAAUUUUUAUUUUAUUUUUAUUUUUUUUGCUGUGUUUGGUUGAUUUGAGGUAUCCUGAUAACUGUUAGAAGACAUUUAGCAGUAUUUACUCUCACCGAUUGUCUUUUAAAGAAAAGAACAGCGUUUAAAGGUUUAAAGCAAAUCCCAUCAAAGCUCUUUUCAUUCCGUAUGUCUCCAUUGAUAACAUAAACAGAACCAUUUGAGAUGAAUGAAAUAAAAAUAGAUCAUUAUUAUUAUAUAUCAAAGGCAUUGCAUAGUAUUUGAGGACAAUUAUAUGAAACUGUCGGAGAUAUUGUAUUAAUCUUGUAUAAAUAAUAUGUUUUCACUUCAAACCCAAGCCUUUUCCCUCUUUGUAUGGAAUCAGAGUUUAUGUGUGUGGGAUUGAUUUCUUUCACCUAAUAGAACUUUAAAUAUAAAUAUUAUAACUCAUGCACUAACCCCACUGUAAUCUGUAAAUAUAUAUCAAUAUGUUGAGGUCAUCUGUCAGAAGGUUUCAACUGUUUUUGAGGCUGCUGGCUCGAGCGCGUCUAACUGAAAACCUGGCCAAGGAAAGUGUCAAGAUAUGCAAAAAGUCUUUUAGUGAUGAAUCACAUCAGCAAUCGAUAGUAUAAGAGACUUAAGCUUGUUUCACUUUGUACAUUGAGCUAAUAUCAAAGACAUGUUAAUACGGGCUAAAUGCAAGAGUAUCAACAGAUGUUUAUUGUGUCUACAUUGACACUGCGUGGGCACACGCCUGCUGCCUUCCUCAUAUGAUCAAGGCAGGGUUACAUGAAAUACUGGUACUGUGUAAAUUUCACUUAUCUGGCUGCCAGAUAUGGAGUUUUUCCUGUCUGAUUUACACUGUAAAUUUAAACCAUUAUAAAAGGCCAGUUUCCAUGAACAGUGCUCCUCUGUUCUUGCUCUCUGGAGUUUUACUAGCUUACCACAUCCAGAGUGUGUUGGCAGUUUCUGUUCACCCUCCAGCUAGCUUUUAUCUCUAAAUGUCUGGCGCUUUUAAUUGUUAAGCGAAUAGAAUAAAUCAUCUGUUCAUCUAACUCUUCCCAACUAACAUAUGUCAGGAUUGUUUCUUUUUAUAAAUUUGAGAACGACAUGAUUCAAUAACAGAAAGCGACUCCUUUGUUUGCUCUUUUAUGUACAUGUAAUACUAAAACGAUAUUAAUAAUGCUUUUGACAUUCAUACAGGGUCAGUAACGACUUUUAUUCUGGUGCAAACAUGGUUUGGGUGAAUGUGGUUCAACAGCCUAUAUUGAGCAAUGUUAGAUAUCCUCCUCACACUGAUUAUUGAAAAUGUUUCUUUCAUUUAUUUGGUAUUAUAUUUUUACUGGUGUGACACGGGCAUGUCACGGUUCUCGGUUAUUUAGGGUACAUUUAUUUCUGUAAAUACUGUUGUGGUGGUUAAUUUAAAAUGAAAGAGAAAAAAAAGAUGAACUCCAUUUUUAUGAACUCCAUCUCAUGGCUGCAGUGCCUUGUCAGACAAGCGUUGUUGUUUUCAAUUGAUUGGUUCCAGUCUGCACCGUUUUAGUAAAAGUUGUACAAAAUAAGCAUCA